UUACUGGAAAUUCUGGCACCGGCCAUCAGGAAAACAAAAAGGUGGAUUUUCCAGGAUUCCUAUUGGUGCAAUAAUUAACCAGCAACUGAAAUAAAUAGCAGCAAUAAUGAGAGGAAGCAAAUCCUGGAGCGAGGAGGAGACUCCACAUCACUAACAAGAAAAGAACAUCCCGGCAGAUCCCAAUGAAGGUCCCGCUGCUCCUUGUGCUGGUCCUGUCUAUGGCUGUGGCUCAUGCACAAGUCUUAGACUGGAUAGCAGGCGCCGGCAGGAAAAUCAAGGACGGUGCCAGAUUUGUUAAAGAAGCCGGUCAAGGAUCCUGGGACAUGGCUCGAGCCUAUAAAGAUAUGAGAGAUGCCAACUGGAAGAAUUCCGACAAGUAUUUCCAUGCCCGGGGGAAUUACGAUGCCGCACAGAGAGGGAGUGGUGGAGAGUGGGCAGCCAGGGUUAUAAGUGAUGCAAGAGAAUCCAUCCAGACGUCAGGCAGCGGAAGAGGGGCCGAGGACAGCGCUGCAGAUCAGAGAGCAAACGAGUGGGGGCGGAGCGGCCGGGACCCCAAUCACUACAGGCCUAAAGAUCUCCCUGACAAAUACAAAAGAACAUCCCGGCAGAUCCCAAUGAAGGUCCCGCUGCUCCUUGUGCUGGUCCUGUCUAUGGCUGUGGCUCAUGCACAAGUCUUAGACUGGCUAGAAGACACUGGCAGGAAAAUCAAGGACGGCGCCAGAUUUGUUAAAGAAGCCGGUCAAGGAUCCUGGGACAUGGCUCGAGCCUAUAACGAUAUGAGAGAUGCCAACUGGAAGAAUUCCGACAAGUAUUUCCAUGCCCGGGGGAAUUACGAUGCCGCACAGAGAGGGUGUGGUGGAGAGUGGGCAGCCAGGUUUAUAAGUGACGCAAGAGAAUUCAUCCAGACGUCAAGCAGCGGAGGAGGGGCCGAGGACAGCGCUGCAGAUCAGAGAGCAAACGAGUGGGGGCGGAGCGGCCGGGACCCCAAUCACUACAGGCCUAAAGGUCUCCCUGACAAAUACUAGACCUGGACGCGGCAAUUCUAUGGCGUGAUAGUGUAAUUAAUGCCAAUCGUCUCAUCCACAAGUUGUAACUAUUUCAGUAUUCACUAAUGAGAGCGCCCCCUAUAGGAAUAAAAGGUGCAUUAUCUUUA
Bufo bufo (common toad) is the source of this 1153-nucleotide messenger RNA. RefSeq lists its product as uncharacterized. The coding region runs from base 183 to 1025 and encodes 280 amino acids. NCBI's taxonomy places the organism in Eukaryota, Metazoa, Chordata, Amphibia, Anura, Bufonidae. The record is from RefSeq and is a predicted model, not a curated record. The transcript is spliced from 7 exons. Gene Ontology annotation, cellular component: extracellular region.